AUGUACAAAAGUGAGAAAGUCCAAGUAAUAAAUGCUUGGCUGUCUAUGCAGCUUUUAAAUACUAUGACAGGUACAACAGAGGAAGAGCAUGAAGAAGAUGACACUAAUGAGGAUACUGAAGACUUGGAUAGCGACAAAAAAACUGACAUUGUUACUCAUGAAAUAGGAAUUGCUGAUAGUGAGGAAAACGAUGUUUGCAUUCAAUUUACGAGUGCAUCAAAUUCAANCCUUUUAAAUACUACGACAAGUACAACAAAGGAAGAUCAUGAAGAAGAUGGUACUUCACGCGAGGACACUGAAGAUGAUGAUAAUUCAUGUGAGGACACUAAUGAGGAUACUGAAGACUUGGAUAGCAACGAAAAAACUGACAUUGUUACUCAUAAAAUAGGAAUUACUGAUAGUGAGGAAAACGAUGUUUGCAUUCAAUUUACGAGUGCAUCAAAUUCAAAGUAA
This is a messenger RNA of Actinia tenebrosa (Australian red waratah sea anemone), 453 nucleotides long. RefSeq names its product aspartate and serine-rich protein-like. The record is from RefSeq and is a predicted model, not a curated record. NCBI's taxonomy places the organism in Eukaryota, Metazoa, Cnidaria, Anthozoa, Actiniaria, Actiniidae.